UGCCGCCCUUUUGUGGCUUGGGCAGGACCUCCGAUAGCUCAACCGGAAGUUCAGCCGCCGGCGAAACUUCUAUCAACUAAUCUCCGGCGAAGAAUCUACCAUGCCAUCUAUCCGACGCUUUGUAUGUGGUUAUGCUCAUAAGGUCUGUCCUUCCUCACUCGCUUUUGUAUCCUCUCGUCCUCUCAUACACACCGAAACCCUAGCAGUUUCUUAUUCUACAUAUGUUGUUAAAAACCUAGAUAUUCUUAGCCAGUUCACAUCUUUCAACGAUUUAUCCAAUUUGAAAAAAAUCGAUCUAGUAAAUCCGAAUGAAAGGAGAAAGAUCGUUACAGGUUUAUGUAAGUUAAUCAAACAAGGACAAUUCCAUGUUUUGAAGGAAUUUUCUCUUAAGUUUUGCCCAAUUUUACUUGUUAAGAUUAUGAAGGAGUUAGAUGAUGAUGAUCAAGCAUAUGCGUUUUUCAAAUUCUCUUUUGUUGAUACUUCAAUUGCUUCUGUUCGAUCCUGUUGUAUUGCUGUUCAUUUGCUAGCUUCAGAUGGAUUGAUGAUUCUGGCACAGAGAAUUUUAUCUGUUGUUGUUGGUAGGAUUGGUCAGUCUAGGGCAGAUGAGGUGUUUGAUUUAAUGUGGAAAGAUCAUAACAGAUAUAAAUCAGAUUUCUAUGUUCUUAAUAUUCUUUUGUGGGCUUUCUUGAUGGUGAAAAUGGAAUCACAAGCUGUAGGAAUGGUUAAUAAGAUGAGGGAAGUUGGUGUUCGUCCGAGUUCAUCUUCUCUUUGUGUUCUGUUUAAACAGUUGAUUAAAGUCGGGGAUUAUGGAAGUUUAUGGAAGUUAUUCAAGGAAAUGAUUAAGAAAGGACCACCUCCGACUAACUACACGUUUAACAUGAUGAUUCUCGGAUUCUGUAAGAAAGGAAAUGUUGAAAUCAGUGAGAGUUUACUGAAUUUAAUGACGAAAUACUAUUGUGAACCGGAUGUUUAUUCUUACAACAUUGUGAUAAAUGCUAACUGUAUUAAGGGUAGGAAUGUAAUGAACUGGUUUAAACUAAUGGUCGAAAGAGGAUGCAGUCCAAGUAUUGUCACAUUCAGCACGGUUAUAAGCAAUUUGUGUAGUGAAGGAAAUGUAAUCGAAGCACGUAAGCUGUUUGAUGAAAUGCAAGAGGUUGGAAUUUGUCCAAACGCAACUGUAUUCAACUCUUUGCUCGACGGUUAUGUUAAAUCUAGGGAGAUGUAUUGUGCAAACAUGUUAUACGAGGAAAUGAAGAGGAAAGGUGUUGCUCCUGAUUGUAUAACGUUUAAUAUAUUGGUCGCGGGUCAUUAUAAGUAUGGAAGACGAGAAGAUGGGGAUCGAUUACUUCUUGAAUUCUCGUCUUUAGGAUUGAUUCCGGAAAGUUCUCUUUCGGAUUUAUUUGUUGGUGUUCUAUGUUGGGCGGGUAGGUUAGAUGAUGCAAGGGUUUAUCUCGAGGAUACCCUUGAGAAAGGAUUAUCGAUAAGCUUAAUUGCGUUCAAUUCUCUCAUCGCGGCAUAUAGUAACGCGGGUAAUGACGAACAGGCGUUUCGAGUUUACUUAACGAUGGUUAAGUUCGGUUUCAACCCAUCAUCUUCAACAUGUCGGUCUUUACUAAUGGCCUUAUCGAGAAACGGGAGGCUAAAUGAAGCUCGGAGGCUUUUAAACGAUAUGUUGGAUAAUGGUUUCCCUAUCGAUAAUCAUUCGUUUACGGUUCUAUUAGAAGGGUAUUUUCGAAAACGUGAAUUCGUCGCCGCGUUUAACCUGUGGGAGGAGAUGAAAUUGAGAGGGGUAUCUCCCGAUUCGGUUGCGUUCUCGGUUUUCAUCGACGGAUUGUCGAAAGCAGGGCUCGUGGACGACGCACGCCAAGUGUUCGACGAAAUGCUUAGGAGAGGUUUUAUUCCGAAUAAUUUCCAUUAUAACUCGCUAAUAUACGGUUUUUGUAAACUCGGAAGGUUAUUCGAAGCAGUUAAAUUGGAGAAGGAGAUGAGAUUAAGCGGUCUUCUCCCGGAUACUUUCACGAUCAAUAUUAUAAUCGAUGGUCUAUGUCGAGCGGGGAAUAUGAAGAGAGCGAUCGAUACUUUCACCGAAAUGCAACAAUUCGGUUUGAAACCCGACGAUGUGACCUAUAACACGUUAAUCAACGGUUUCUGUAAAGUUUUCGAUAUGACAAAUGCUGAUUAUUACACAAACAAGAUGCAAUUGAGUGGAUGGGACCCGGAUUUAACUACUUACAACAUACGUUUACACGGAUAUUGUAACAGUCGUAAGAUGCAUCGGGCUAUUGUUUUAUUCGACGAGUUAGUUUCGUCGGGUUUUGUUUUGGACGAGGUUACGUAUAAUACAAUGGUGAAUGGGGUUUGUAACGAUAUACUUGAACGAGCCAUGGUUUUGACGGGUAAGUUGAUUAAGAUGGCUUUCAUUCCGAAUGUGGUUACAGUUAAUGUGCUUUUGUCGCAUUUACGAAGGCAGGGUUUGCCCGAGAGGACUUUGAUGUGGGGUCGUAAAUUGAGUGAGAUUGAAUCGUGUUUUGAUGAGAUAACUUAUAAGAUAUUGGAUAGGGCUUAUUAUGAUGUUCAGCAAGAUCCUAGGUUUUCAAAAGAGGCUGUUGAGAAAAGCUUGUUUAUUGAUUUUCUUAUGUUUAUUACUUUUGACUAUCUUAGUCGAGUUGACAUGGAAUGCCAAAAAAAUAAGGGCGAAAAGGAUAAGGUUUUUCGAUUAGCCGAUGUUGGUUCGGUUAGGUUUGAUUGAUUGUUUUGCAAAUCAGACCCUACAGGUCCAAAUUUGGGGGAUAAUCGGAUGGUUGGAUCGUCGACUGGAGGUGCAGUACAGGGGUGAUCUUCCUCGACCUUUAGAUCUUAACUCGUGGACGAAUCUCAGCCCUUGAUUCUUACGGUUUAAUUAGAGAAUCGUAAUUCGAAUAAUAUUUCUGCCGCCAUUUGUCUGGCUGAAGAUUAAUGUUUCCUUUGAGAUGUUUUCCUGACUGCAGUUCCUGGGAGUACCAUCUGUAUUCUCAAGAUCAUCAAUACCAUGAUGAUUAAGGUUGAUAGAAGCUGGAC
Molecule: messenger RNA, 3057 nt
Organism: Impatiens glandulifera
Lineage: Eukaryota; Viridiplantae; Streptophyta; Magnoliopsida; Ericales; Balsaminaceae
Product: pentatricopeptide repeat-containing protein At1g62670, mitochondrial-like
Exons: 2
Coding region: 101-2749 (882 amino acids)
Molecular function (GO): protein binding
Source: RefSeq, a predicted model, not a curated record